GAACUGAAAGAAGGAAUCAGAUUCUUAUUACCUCUCUCCCAUUUUCCCCUGCCUGUACAAAAGGGGCAGCAGAAGAACCCAUCAUUGCCAAACCUGCAUGGAUCUGGUCCUCACCUCACCAUAUAAUCAUUUCAUAUGUCUCCAACCUGACCUAGCUAGGUGAUUUCUCUUCUGAAAAAAUCAUCACCAAAAACCCUCCGAAACCUUUCCAAAUGCCGGUUUUAGGAUACAUUCCUGUGAAGAGCUGUUGCAUGGUGAUGAGACUCAACCUAGACUGCAAUGCUUGUUGCAGGAAAACAAGGAGAAUCAUCCUCCAAAUGAAAGGGGUGGAGACGCAUAUGAUAGACAAGCAGCAGUGCACGGUGACGGUUUGCGGGAGAUUCAGGGCGUCGGAUGUGGCGAUUAAGCUGAGGAAGAAGAUGAAGCGCAGGGUUGAAAUCCUUCAUAUCGAAGAGGAGGACGACUACGGCGGCGGCGACGGCGGAGGCGGCCAGCAGCAUGAUCAUCCACCACCUGAUCAUCAUCAAGACAUUAAUAUGAGUCAUCAUCACCCAGCCUUCAUUGCUACCGCUAAUGGCGACUGAUCCAUAGUGAAAACCUGUCACCUGCACAUAGAAGUAUGUAGAAUGUCACAGACAAAAACACAUGUCUUGUACAUAACAGACUAUAAAUCAAAUGUAAUGUAGUUAGGGGAAAGGAUGCACAAAUCAGUACUACAUGUAUUUUACUCUGUCUACUUCUUCUAUCUAAUUGUUUUCAUGUACCUCUCCAAACGAUUGACUUUGCCUACCAUGAUAAAUGGAGUGUAUCGUAAAUAACAUGAUUGCUCAAAAACACUUCGAUCUUUCCCAUGAGAUGUUUGAGGAUUGUUGGGCGCCUCAAACUUUGGGACACGACCGUGUUGCAUCUCCUUGUCCGCAUUAGACAGCUGCACGGGUUGGGACAAUGUUGUGCUUUAGGUCGAAUUUAAGCUCCUAAAGCUUAUUAUAAAUAGGAAUUUUGGGC
Messenger RNA from Linum trigynum, 1005 nucleotides. The record is from the annotation of a GenBank genome assembly. Lineage: Eukaryota; Viridiplantae; Streptophyta; Magnoliopsida; Malpighiales; Linaceae.